Oikopleura dioica is the source of this 327-nucleotide messenger RNA. Lineage: Eukaryota; Metazoa; Chordata; Appendicularia; Copelata; Oikopleuridae. The record is from the annotation of a GenBank genome assembly.
AUGAGGCGCUCAGCUGAUUUGGAAAUCGAGAUUAAUAAAACCCUAACGUUUGACGUUUUUCAAUCCGAAUCAAUGGCGUUAGAAGUUGUGGUUGAUUCUGAUGAGGAUUUCCGUGAACUCGAGACUAAUGUAAGAACAGCUAGAUCAGCUGAUGAAGAAGAUGUGUACACAACUAUGAUUCCGUCGACCACAGUGAACAUGACUGAGGCAGCUCCAACAGCAGAUCCAAAUCCUCGACUUCAAAAUGUAGAUUCAGAUCGCACGGACGCAGAAAUACCAAGAAAGCGUUUUACAACUCAGCUAAUUGUUGAUAAAUCGAAUAAGUAA